Messenger RNA from Culicoides brevitarsis, 625 nucleotides. Its product is annotated as troponin C-like. Gene Ontology annotation, molecular function: calcium ion binding. Gene Ontology annotation, cellular component: myosin II complex. The record is from RefSeq and is a predicted model, not a curated record. NCBI's taxonomy places the organism in Eukaryota, Metazoa, Arthropoda, Insecta, Diptera, Ceratopogonidae. The transcript is spliced from 4 exons. The coding region runs from base 116 to 577 and encodes 153 amino acids.
GUCUGUCAUGUGUUGCGCGCGCGAAUUUAAAACUUAAUUAGAGGAAAAUCGAUGUGCGAGACAGUUCUUGAAAGAUCUUCUUACUGAAAAGACAGAAAAAUUAAUAAAUUAUAUCAUGGAUGAAUUGGAUCCUCAACAAAUAGUUCUUCUUCGCAAUGCCUUCAACGCCUUCGAUCAGGAGAAAAAAGGUUACAUUGGCACCGUGAUGGUCGGAACAAUUCUCAGCAUGUUGGGACACAAUCUCGACGAUCAAAUGCUCAAAGAAAUUAUCGCUGAAGUUGACGAAGAUGGAUCCGGAGAGAUUGAAUUCGAAGAAUUCGUUACCUUAGCUGCGCGUUUCCUUGUUGAAGAAGAUGCUGAAGCUGUUCAGAAGGAGCUCAAAGAGGCUUUUAGGUUGUACGAUAAGGAAGGCAAUGGUUACAUCACAACCGCAGUCCUACGUGAGAUUCUUCGUGAAUUAGAUGAUGCCUUGACGAAGGAAGAUUUGGACAUGAUGAUCGAAGAAAUUGAUUCUGAUGGUUCGGGAACAGUUGAUUUCGAUGAAUUUAUGGAAGUUAUGACUGGAGGCGAUGACUAAAAGAAAAUAAUCAAUGACGAAAUUUAAUAAAUUUGGAAUUUUUCUCAA